GAUCAUUGACUUGAUCGUCGAGUAGACAGCUGUUCGAGUUUUACUUCAUAUUUAUUUGUGUUAUUUACUUUGAAAACUAAUAUUUGAAAGGUUUAUCAAGUAUAUUACGUGAGUUUUCUCGUUAACGUGCAUUCUAAACUAUAUUUGUGUUGUAUUCAUCGACGAAUUAGAAACGUGAGAAAGUGAAUAUAAAAAGAAGGUUAUGUUCCUGCUAUCGGAGGAUACGUUAUUAAUGUUAUAAACAUUUUAUAUACAAUCAAGACGAAAUUAUAAUUUUUGACAUGUCAGGUUGGAAUGGAAAUAAUAAAACAUCUAUUCCACCACGAUGGCUUCAUUGUCCAAGAAAAGCUAUAAAGUUGAUACAAAAUAAAUUCUUAGCAUUUAAGACACCGUUAUCAUCGGCGUACAAUAGCCAAGUACCCGAAGAAUGUCGAUUUACGAUAGAUAUGCUUUUCGCAUCCCUCAAGAGUCAGAAAGUGAAACUUGGUUUAUGGAUCGAUUUAACUAAUACAACAAGGUUCUAUGACAAGAAGGAUUUGGAAGCACAAGGUUGUAAAUAUUUAAAAUUGCAAUGCAGAGGUCAUGGAGAAACUCCAUCGGACGAACAGACGCGUUUUUUUGUUCAAGUUUGCAAACAGUUUAUUUCGCAUAACCCAUUAGAAGUUAUUGGUGUUCAUUGUACUCAUGGUUUCAACAGAACAGGUUUCUUGAUAAUCAGUUACUUAGUGGAAAUAGAUGGUACCAGUGUUGAUGCUGGCUUAGCCGAAUUUGCUGCAGUUAGACCACCUGGUAUUUACAAAGUUGAUUAUAUCAAAGAAUUAUAUAAACGAUACGACGACGAGGAUGAUGCCCCUGAUCCACCACCAAGACCGGCGUGGUGUCUAGAAUAUGAUGACUCUAAUGUAGAAGAUACUGAUGAAGGACCUAGUACAGAAAAUCAUAAUUAUGAAAAAGAAUCCAAGAGAAGAAAAAAAGAAUUUUAUAACAAAAACCCAGUAUUUAUGGCUGGUGUAUCUGGUGUAACACCUAUCGUGGAACAAAAGAAACUAGUUGGUAUACAAAGACGUGUUCAAGAAAUCUGUUCUUGGACAUCGACGGGAUUCCCUGGUUCUCAACCUGUUUCAAUGGAUUUAGAAAAUAUUAGAUUAUUACAUGAAAAACCAUAUAGGGUAUCAUGGAAAGCUGAUGGAACCAGAUAUAUGAUGCUGAUACAAGCCGAUAGAGAAAUAUACUUCAUAGACAGAGAUAACAGUGUUUUUCAAGCGGAAGGAUUAACUUUCCCUCAUCCAAAAGAUCUAUCCAAGUGUCUUAGAGAUACGCUAUUGGAUGGUGAAAUGGUAAUUGAUAAAGUAUGUGGUAAAGAAUAUGCUAGGUAUUUAGCAUACGAUAUAGUUAUGUAUGAUGGAAAAGAUGUUGCUAAAUUACCUUUCCAUCCUGAUCGAUAUGAAAUUAUUGAAAGAGAAGUAAUAAAAAGUAGGCAUAGAGCAUUGAAGGAAGGAAGAAUACGUAGAGAACAAGAACCUUUUUCAGUCCGAUUGAAACACUUUUGGGAUGUCACACAGGCUGCUAAUUUACUUAGUGAAAAAUUUGCUAAGAAUCUAUCUCACGAGCCCGAUGGAUUAAUAUUUCAGCCUUCUAAAGAAUCAUAUUGUCCAGGACCAUCUCCUGAAGUUUUAAAAUGGAAACCUAUUUCAUUGAAUUCGGUAGAUUUCAGAUUAAAAAUUGUUACUGAAACAGGAGUAGGAAUUCUUCCACGAAAAGUUGGUCACUUGUUUGUUGGUGGUUUAGAUGUACCAUAUAGUCAAAUGAAAGUUACUAAACAAAUUAAAGAUUUAAAUAAUGCUAUUAUUGAAUGUAAAGUAGAAAAUGGCCAAUGGGUAUUUAUGCGUGUAAGAAAAGAUAAAUCGUUUCCUAAUUCAGUACGUACUGCAAAUUCCGUGUUUGAAAGUAUUAGAAGACCGAUUACGACAGAGUAUCUUUUAGAAUACAUUGAUAAACAUAGAUUUUUAGAAGAUGAUUCAGAUCUUAUGCCACCACCUAAUAAAAGAUCUAAAUGACAAUAAUGAUUUGUAUACGUACUAAUCAAUAUUGUUAUCACCUUUACAAAUAUGUAUUGUGACUUUAAAAUAAGUAAUGUAUAACUUAGCAUGAGAUUUCUAUCAUCUGACAUACAAAGGUCAACAUUAUGAAAUCAUAUAUAAUUAUUUUAGUUGAUAGAUUAUCAUUGUAUACUCGCAAUCGUCCUUCGCUAAAUAAAGAACUUUUCUAUAAAAUAA
Vespula vulgaris is the source of this 2276-nucleotide messenger RNA. RefSeq names its product mRNA-capping enzyme (gene mRNA-cap). Gene Ontology annotation, molecular function: ATP binding; protein tyrosine/serine/threonine phosphatase activity; mRNA 5'-triphosphate monophosphatase activity. The record is from RefSeq and is a predicted model, not a curated record. The transcript is spliced from 4 exons. Gene Ontology annotation, biological process: 7-methylguanosine mRNA capping; dephosphorylation. The coding region runs from base 282 to 2057 and encodes 591 amino acids. NCBI's taxonomy places the organism in Eukaryota, Metazoa, Arthropoda, Insecta, Hymenoptera, Vespidae.